AUGUGUCAUCUACAGCUGAGGACAUUGCUUUUUGUAGCGUGGGUGUUGGGCUACAUUGCCUUUCUGCUCUCCAUCAGAAGAAUGUGGUCGGGGAAGUACGUGCGCAGUCCGCUCGCACGCUCACUCUUCAUGAACAUGGCGAGCGAGAGCGAGGCGGCGGGGAUCGAGACCCAAGAGUGGUACCGGUGCUGUCCUGACCUGCUUGGAGACACGGUGCGGCCGCUGUUUGUCCAGAGCCACCUGGACACAGACACCCAGGCCUUCCUCCGGCGGAGCGUUGAGAAGUCCGGCUGGCUGUUCACUCAGCUUUACCACUCUUUCAUAUCGUCAGUCCUCAGCCCGCUGAUCUCCCGCACCUCCAUCAACGGGCUUCUGGGUCGUGGCUCUAUGUUUGUGUUCUCGGCGGAGCAGUUCCAGCGGCUGCUGCGGGUCGGCCCAGACUGGAGGGCAGAGAGGCUGCUGGACCUGGGGGCCGGGGACGGAGGUGUCACCGAGGUGAUGGGAGCCCAUUUCAGGGAAGUCUACGCCACCGAGGUCUCUGCUCCCAUGAGGUGGCACCUGCAGAGGAGGAAUUACAAACUGCUGGGUAUAGAUGAGUGGCAGCAGACGGGGUUCCAGUAUGAUCUGAUCAGCUGUCUGAACCUGCUGGACCGCUGCGACCAUCCUCUGGAGCUGCUGCGGGGCAUCCGGCGAUCACUGGUCCCCGGCACAGGCAGAGUCAUCAUGGCUGCGGUGCUUCCCUUCCAGCCCUACGUGGAGAUCGGAGGGAGAUGGCAGCGCCCAAAGGAACGCCUGAGAGUAAAGGGGAAGACGUGGGAGGAGCAAGUGACCAAUCUGUCCAAUGAGGUGUUACGAGGGGCGGGCUUUCAGGUCGAGGCUGUGACUCGGUUGCCGUACCUCUGCGAAGGCGACAUGUAUAACGAUUACUACGUACUUGACGAUGCUGUAUUUGUUCUCAAGGCUUUAGAGGAUUGAAAAGCCUCUCAUUCGUUGCUGAUGAGAUCAGACUUGACUGUGUUUUAUCUUUUAAUGAAUACCAAAUGAUGUGCUGGACGAUGAGGGGCUCGGGCUUCGCUUGACUUCAGUGUGUCUUGGGCUAUUGCUCCUUGGGAGACUCCUAGUGCAAUUUUGAAAGGCUUCAUUCAUGAACACUGUAAAUAUUAUUUUGUGCUUUGAACAAACUGGUCAGUCAGGUUUGAAGCUCAGGUAGCUCCUACAUUUACCAGCCAUCAUGUGUGACAGUGAUACCUCUACUACGUAAGCAAAAAAAAAAAUAUCUGAAAGGCAGUUUGCCAACCUUGAAAUGACACUUUAACUCACUGCAAAACUAUAGAGAAGCUCAAAUCUUCUUCAGACAUAUCAGUGUGGAAUUGGUGUGUGUUCUGUAAAGUGUGUUGUAUUACAUGGGUUUCAUGUCAGUGCUGUGGUUCAUCAUUCCUUCAACUGAAGAUACUGUACUACCAAUGGAGAGAAUCUCACAAUCUCAUAUUUUGCGUGUUUCAUUCAUAGGGCCAAUGCACACAGACUAUCGCUGACUCAAGCAAAGUAAAUUGGGCUCAUCGUGUUUAAUGUUAUAAAUGCUUACUUAAUUUUAAUGGCGAUAAAAGCAAUAUGAGGCCUUCUAUGUCAAUACUGUGCGUAUAGGAUAUCAUAGCACAACGGUCUGUUUAAAAUGUGCCACGUUUAAUGUUGUUUGUAUUGAAAGAGUACAAAGAAUCCAAGAGCAAAUAAACUUUUUUUUGUGUUUCUUA
Messenger RNA from Myripristis murdjan (pinecone soldierfish), 1751 nucleotides. It is a transcript of the gene mettl9, whose product is annotated as methyltransferase 9, His-X-His N1-histidine. Lineage: Eukaryota; Metazoa; Chordata; Actinopteri; Holocentriformes; Holocentridae. The coding region runs from base 1 to 975 and encodes 324 amino acids. The record is from RefSeq and is a predicted model, not a curated record. Gene Ontology annotation, molecular function: protein-L-histidine N-pros-methyltransferase activity. The transcript has 5 exons.